Molecule: messenger RNA, 991 nt
Organism: Symbiodinium sp. CCMP2456
Lineage: Eukaryota; Dinophyceae; Suessiales; Symbiodiniaceae
Source: the annotation of a GenBank genome assembly
AUGGGAACCAACGUACUUCGUCUGACUGUGCUGUGUGUUGCGGCGGCGACCGCCGUUGCCGACGCCGCCACGCCACGAUUCACUCCGCCCGCCACUCCGCUGGUGGCGUGUGAUCCGUACUUCAGCAUCUGGUCCACCGGCCGCGCGCUGAAUGACAAUGACACCACGCAUUGGACGGGCAAGCCGCACCGGCUGACGGCCUUGAUCGAGGUCGAUGGGACGACCUACCGGUUGAUGGGCUCGGCGCCACGUCGCGCCGCCGCAAUGCCGCAGAGCGACCAGGUGGUGACGCCGACGCAAACGAUCUACACGUUCGCCGGCGCCGGCGUUCAGGUGACGCUGCGGUUCACGACGCCCUCCCUGCCCGAGGACAUCGACCUGUUGUCACGGCCGAUCACCUACCUGACGUUCGACGUGAAGUCGUCAGACGGCAAGAAGCACGACGCGAAGCUUUACUUUGACGCAUCGUCCGAGCUUUGCGUUGACGUGCCGCGACAAGAGGUCGAGGCCUCAAAGAACGCCGGCAAUGGCCUGGCCGUGGUGAAGAUGGGUUCGGUCGAGCAAAACGUCUUGCAGAAGGUGGGCGACGAUCUGCGUAUCGACUGGGGAUACUUCUACGCCGCCGCCCCGCAGGACGCGGAUCCGGUCGUGCGUGUUGGCGAGCCGCGCGCCUUGAGGGCCGCGUUCAGUUCGGAGAACGGCAGAGCCGACGCCGACGCUGUCGGUCCGAAGGAGGCCGGUGACGUUGCCAGUUCGUUCGAGUUUGACCUGGGCGAAGUCGGCGACAAGUCGGUGCGUCGCUGGCUGGUGGUCGCCUAUGACGAUCUCUAUUCGAUUCAGUUCAUGGGCAAGAACCUGCGGCCUUACUGGCGCCGCAACGGGAUGGAGGCCGAGGAGUUGCUCGCCGAAGCGGCGCGGGACUACGAGUCGCUGCUAGAGCGUUGCGACGCGUUCGACCGUGAGCUGAUGGCCGACCUCCGCGAAGCGGGCG